Letharia columbiana is the source of this 456-nucleotide messenger RNA. RefSeq lists its product as uncharacterized. The coding region runs from base 1 to 456 and encodes 151 amino acids. The transcript has a single exon. The record is from RefSeq and is a predicted model, not a curated record. Lineage: Eukaryota; Fungi; Ascomycota; Lecanoromycetes; Lecanorales; Parmeliaceae.
AUGUCUCGCUCAAACCAAUCAAGCCGCUCGACCUCAUCUUACUCUUCAGGCAAAAUUCCUCUGUCAUGCCAGUCUGGUGUGUAUCUCCUACUCGAUGUCGCAGAAUUGUCCCUAAUCAGUUUCACAGAUUCUAAACAACGCGCCACCUAUGACUCCGUAAGAUACGACGACAGGUACCUCGAGCCAAGGUACGCCACAACCUUGAGUGAACCGCGCUCCGCAUCCUCGGGCAAGUCUUCAAGCAGUCAAUCUGGCCGGUCUUCGAAUUCCGACAAGGUACCUCUUUCGAUCAGCCAUGGCUCCUCUUCGCGAGACGAUGGGAGGUCUAAGACAACAGACGAGCGUUACUAUCCUCAGAGCUUCCUCGACUCCCGGCAGCCCCAGAAGAAGCCUCUGUCAUGCCAGACCAAGGAUAAGGAUGAGAGGUACUACACGAAUUCAUCUUAUUACCGAUAG